Saimiri boliviensis boliviensis (Bolivian squirrel monkey) is the source of this 419-nucleotide messenger RNA. RefSeq names its product small ribosomal subunit protein uS13-like. Lineage: Eukaryota; Metazoa; Chordata; Mammalia; Primates; Cebidae. Gene Ontology annotation, molecular function: structural constituent of ribosome; RNA binding. The record is from RefSeq and is a predicted model, not a curated record. Gene Ontology annotation, biological process: translation. Gene Ontology annotation, cellular component: small ribosomal subunit; cytosol; ribosome.
CCGUCUGUGCUGCCACCAUGUCUCUAGUGAUCCCUGAAAAGUUCCAGCAUAUUUUGCGAGUACUCAACACCAACAUCGACGGGCGGCGGAAAACAGCCUUUGCCGUCACUGCCAUUAAGGGUGUGGGCCGAAGAUACGCUCAUGUAGUGUUGGGGAAAGCAGACACUGACCUCACCAAGAGGGCAGGAGAACUCACUGAGGAUGAGGUGGAACACGUGAUCACCAUUAUGCAGAAUCCGCGCCGAUGUAAGAUCCCAGACUGGUUCUUGAACAGACAGAAGGAUGCAAAGGAUGGAAAGUAUAGCCAGGUCCUAGCCAAUGGUCUGGACAACAAGCUCCAUGAAGACCUGGAGCGACUGAAAAAGAUUCGGGCCCACAGAGGGCUUCACCACUUCUGGGGCCUUUGUGUCCGAGGCUAG